Molecule: messenger RNA, 1650 nt
Organism: Rotaria sordida
Lineage: Eukaryota; Metazoa; Rotifera; Eurotatoria; Philodinida; Philodinidae
Source: the annotation of a GenBank genome assembly
AUGGAAGAACAACACCUAGCAUCUCUUAGUGAUGAUGAAGGUUCAAGUUUUGAUGAUGAUAAUAGUUCUGACAGUGAUUCAAAUGUUGAAAUUACUUCGACUAUUGAUGAAUGUGAAAAUGAAUUAGUACGUUUAUCGACAUAUCUUCAAUUAGAAUCUGAAUUUGAUAAUGAUGAUGAUCAAAAUUUCGAAUGGCCUGAACCACCUUCAACAUUAAACUCAUCAGAUUCAUCUGAUAUUGAAGAAUUACAUGAUUCUCAACAGAUGUUGUUGUCCACAACACCAUCCAAUAAUGGUGUUAUUCAAGAACAAUAUAUUAAACGUAAACGACGUCAAUGGACAGUAAAAGAAAAACUUGAUGCUAUUACAUUAUUUGAAAAUAAUCAAAGUGGUAAACGAAAACGAUUAGAAGGUGGUGGUAAAAAAAUGGUAUAUAUUGAUCUUGAUCAUCAACUUUUUACUUGGUAUCGAUCACGAAGGACCGACCCGAAAGAUAAAUCUUUAGCUCCAGCUGAUAUUCGAAGAGAAAAAGUAACUUUUAGUCAUUUGGAAAAAGAAGGUCGUCGUAUUGCUAAACAAUUAAAUCAUUCUAUACCAUCAUCAAGUUGGUAUAUUCGAUUUAUGAAACGUCAUGGUUUAUCAUUACAACAACCCAAGAGACAAGAUAAAGUACCAAUUGAUGAAGUUCAUCGUUUAGCUAAUUCUUUUUAUAUGUACAAUCGUCGUGUUAGUUUAUGGUCGAUUAAACGUGGUGCUAUGGGUGCAUUUAUUCCUGAAGAUAUUUGCAAUAUGGAUGAAUCUCCAUUGGCACUUUUUGGUGAUCAAGCUAAAAGGUCUAUUAAUGACAUUGGUACAAAUAAUGAAAUAAAUGGAUACAUAAGUAACAAGAGAUUUUGUACAGUUAUGCUUACUGUUUUUCCAAAAAAUCAACGAAUGCAACCAGUUGUAUUAUUUAAAGGUAAAGGUAAUAUAGGUGUUGAUGAACGUCAAAAAUAUGCUAAAGGUGUACAUGUUAUAUUUACACCAAAAUGUGUUAUUAAUGGACAAUCAAUGAAUAUGUUUUGUAAAAAAUGGUUAGAAAAGGUGAGUGAUGGUCAUCCUAAACUGUUCAUUAUCGAUUCUGCUAAUUCUCAUCUAAAACCUGAAAUAAUUCAAAAUCUACGAAAGAAAAAUGUUGUAGUAUCUAUUAUUCCAAAAGGAUGCACACAAUAUCUGCAGUUACUUGAUACAUCAGUCUUUUCGGUAUUCAAGAAUCAUUAUCAAGGUGCUGCUAAUGAAUAUAUUGAUAAUUAUACUUCACGUAGUAAGAUUAAAUUAACAGCUAAACAAAAAAGAAUUUUAUGCACUCGUUUAAUUUCAACAGCAUGGAUUCGUACUCAAAAAAGUUUUGAUUUUGAACGUGCUUUUCUAGAUAUUGGCUACACAUGGAUUGAUGAAUCUCCUGUUUCUAUUCGAACUUUACCAGGAUUUCUUUUUGAUCCAUCAACAGUAACUAUUUCAACAACUAAUAAUAAUAAUAAUGAAGAAGAAGAAGAUAAUGAAGAUCAAUUGAUAGCAGAAGAAAAAAAAAAGAACUCAUAUUUGUUUAAUAUGAACAACAACAAAAUGAAACAGCUUAAUCUAGAUCAGUUUUUCAAAAGUGAAAUAUAA